AUGUACUCCGGACAAUCCCUACCUUACUCCUACGCGUCGAAUGCACCGCCGGGGUACAUCUCGUCGCCGGAGGCACGUCGCGCCCUUGAAGACGACAAAGAAAAACAUACCUUAAGACAAUCCCUCCCAUCAAUCCACGAGGCCCUCGGCAAUGACAACCCUCUCCCUUAUCCUGCAUCUACCUCCGCUCCACCUCCACAAUCCGCACACCCUGCACCGCCGUCACAUCUCAUCGGACGACCAAGCGCAGAAGGUCCAGCUGGACCACCGAAUCCCUUUUCGAAUGGACCACCGACGGGACCCUUGAUGCGGGAACCCAAUUUUCCCCAUCAAGGUCAGUUACAGGAUGCAUCGCGCUCUAGUCUCGCCUCCAUCAGCACACAAGACUCACGCAAUCCUUCACUACACUCUAUCAGCACGGGAAAGUCUCCUACACAAAGUGCCAAAACAGGGAUCACUUCGGUUGGCUCACAAAAUUCAUCCGGAUAUGAGUACAGUGCACCAACCUCCGCUGGUAGUGUGCCUUCGCCCAAUGGUUACGGUCAUUUCCCUCCAAACUACUCCUUCCAACCUCAAUCCGGUAGCCACUCAUACCCUCCUGCUCACUACGAUAACCGUUCAUACAUGGGUGCACCGCGUGUGGAAGAAGUCAAGGGUGGAUUUGUGGGUCGACCAGGUCCUCCCCAUAGCGACACUGGAAAACGGCAUCUGGACGUCUAUGAUGUAGAGACAUCUUUGAAUGAGAUCGCCGAAUUAAGUACGCGAACCCUUGACUUUUCACGGCACUACGCGGCUCGCGCACAUCAGACACAGCGAUCUGGCCCACUACUAGGGUCCCUCCCCUCGCUAAAUGAGGUGGAGGACAUGCUUCAUAUGCAACGGCGGAACCAAGAUGCUCUAAUUCGGAUACGCACGGCCGUGGUGAACCAGGAACAGGCUCUCGCCGAACAGAUGGCGCAGCGAAAGGCGUUCAAAACCGAAGAUGAUCACAUGGCCAUGUACCAAGAGGACUUUAAAGGCACGGGUGGGUUUGCAGGUGCAGAUCCAAAGAAAAGGCGCGGAAAAGCAGCCCCUCCUGGUCGUUGCCAUAGCUGUAACCGAGCCGAGACACCAGAAUGGCGUCGGGGUCCAGAUGGCGCCCGGACGUUGUGUAACGCCUGUGGUCUACAUUACGCCAAACUGACUCGCAAAAUGGGCGCUCACAAGGCAGCGAGCCUGGGUUCGAAUCUCAAACCCAAGUCGGUUCUCGACUCCGCUUCGCCGACCAGCCAUUAA
This is a messenger RNA of Penicillium digitatum Pd1, 1275 nucleotides long. NCBI's taxonomy places the organism in Eukaryota, Fungi, Ascomycota, Eurotiomycetes, Eurotiales, Aspergillaceae. The record is from RefSeq and is a predicted model, not a curated record.